This is a messenger RNA of Benincasa hispida (wax gourd), 502 nucleotides long. RefSeq names its product large ribosomal subunit protein eL29z-like. Gene Ontology annotation, cellular component: ribosome; cytosolic large ribosomal subunit. The record is from RefSeq and is a predicted model, not a curated record. Gene Ontology annotation, molecular function: structural constituent of ribosome. Gene Ontology annotation, biological process: cytoplasmic translation. NCBI's taxonomy places the organism in Eukaryota, Viridiplantae, Streptophyta, Magnoliopsida, Cucurbitales, Cucurbitaceae.
AAAUUUUCUUCAAAUCCCUCUCUUCCUAUCAAUUUCUUCAAAUCCCUCUGUAUUCACUCUCUCUUUUGUGCUUUUCCGUUCAGAAAUGGCGAAGUCGAAGAAUCACACAGCGCACAAUCAGUCACGCAAAGCACAUAAGAACGGCAUCAAGAAACCGAGGAAGCACCGCCACACUUCCACCAAAGGGAUGGAUCCGAAGUUCCUUAGGAACCAGAGGUACGCCAAGAAGCACAAUAACAAGAGUGGGGAAACUGCUUCUGAGGAAGAGUAAACUAGAACUCCGCUGGCAAGUUUAGGGUUUUUAUAAGUUUUUCAUAUAUUGAAUCUUUUGCUAUCGCUCUUCUUUUUGUUCAGUAGUUUCUAUUUUGACUCAAUGUGGAAACCGCUUCUUCUGAGGCCUGGUUUAUGACGAUACAUUAUCUGAUUUGCAUUUCUAAGGCUUGAACUAUCGGUUACAUCUUCAUACAUAAUCAAUUUGUGCUAUUGAUAUUCUAUUCACUCA